Molecule: messenger RNA, 315 nt
Organism: Aspergillus welwitschiae
Lineage: Eukaryota; Fungi; Ascomycota; Eurotiomycetes; Eurotiales; Aspergillaceae
Exons: 6
Coding region: 1-315 (104 amino acids)
Source: RefSeq, a predicted model, not a curated record
AUGAACAAAUUGGGCAACAUAUAUGGUGAGCAUGAGCUUCUUUCUCGAUUGUUCUUGGUGCCACUCCAUCAAGGAUAUCAUGCUUCUUGCAUGGUCAUGACUGUAUGGGCAUUGUCUACCGCCAUGAUAUGGGGACUUGUGAUCCACCAAAGGGAUUCGGAGUCGUGGGACGGUCGCGUGGAAGUUCGUUCUAGCACAUCAAACCCUCCGUGUUGCGAACCCACCGAGCUUGUUAUGAGGCAUGAAUCGAACAAAAGACGGGGUCGACGUCGUCACAGACCACACCAAGCGCACCAUACUCAUCGGCCGAACUAG